AUGGGCGAUGUCAUUAAUUACCCGUUUUCAAUGUGGCACAUUCUUUGUGGAAUACUUUUGUACGCUUCUGAUUCAAUUUGCGCAGAUAUUCGUUACUCCAUUCCCGAAGAAUUAGAGCCUGGUGCCUUUGUCGGCGACAUUGCUCGGGAUUUGGGGUUAGACGCUGCUCAGCUUGCGGCUCACAAGUUUCGGAUUAUAUCUGAACAGAAAUUGAAAUAUCUGGACGUGAAUUUUAAAACAGGAACAUUGGUCAUAAACAAAAAAAUAGACAGGGAACAGCAUUGCCAUCAGGACCUUGUCUGUGUAAUGAGGUUGGACGCUGUGACUGAAAAUCCGGUAAAGCUAUAUCGUGUUGAAAUAGAGAUUACUGAUAUAAAUGACAAUUCGCCCAUAUUCGAUAGAAGAGAAUUCAGCUUCGAAAUCUCAGAAAUGACGUCGCCCGGAGCGCGCUUCAGGCUUCAGAACGCGAAUGACCCGGAUGCCGGGACCAACAGUGUCCGCACCUAUGAACUCAGCCGCAAUGAACAUUUCAUUUUGGAUCUGCAAACCAAUAAGGAGCAAACAGACACGCCAAUUCUAGUUCUUGGGCGAUCACUGGACCGAGAACAGCAACCCAUUCAUCAGUUAACGCUGAAGGCGAUUGAUGGAGGAACGCCUCGCAGGACCGGAACCACACGCUUUGCCAUCACAGUAGUUGAUGUGAACGACAAUGCACCAGUUUUCGAACAGGAUGUCUAUCAGGUCACGAUCCCAGAAGAUGUACCGUCAGGCCUGUUGAUAUUGCAAGUCAAGGCCGUUGAUAUGGACGAAGGCCUGAAUGGUGAGGUAGUCUAUUAUUUUAGCGACAACACUCCCAGUACAAUACGUAGACGAUUUAGAGUGGACGCGGGAAGUGGAGAAAUAAAAGUAAUUGGCAGCCUGGAUUUUGAAGAAGCCCAUGAUUAUGCCAUAUCUGUCCAAGCUAAAGACCGUGGAUCAGUGGCUGUUGCCGCAUACUGUAAAGUUAUGGUCAACGUUACCGAUGUUAAUGAUAAUGCUCCUGAAAUAACAGUAGCCUCCACAUUCAAUCCGCUUCGAGAGCAAGCUCCUCCAGGGACUGCAGUAAUUCUUAUAAAAGUAAUCGAUGCGGACUCUGACGAGAAAGGAGAGGUUUCCUGUCGUGUCAGACAAAACAGUCCCUUUAAGCUUGAUAGUUCGUUUAAUAAUUAUUACGCAGUGGUCACUAUGAGUGUCAUAGAUCGUGAAACAAAUCCUGAGUAUAACAUUACUGUUACAUGCGAGGAUGGAGGUUCCCCUCCGCUCCAGACCAACAAAACCAUCCCAGUUCAAGUCUCCGACAUAAAUGACAACGCGCCGCGCUUUACGCAGCCUUCGUUUACCAUGUAUGUGAUGGAAAAUAAUGCUAUGGGCUUUUCUAUCGGUUCUGUGUCAGCGUUUGAUCCAGAUUACAGCCAAAACGGUAAAUUAAGCUAUAACAUUUUGGACAGCCUCGUUCAUGGUUUGUCUAUAAUGAGUUUUGUCUCAAUAAAUUCAGCCAGUGGUGCGAUCUACGCAGAAAAGUCGUUCGAUUACGAGCAAAUUAAAACGUUUCAAGUCCAUGUGGAAGUAAAGGAUGCUGGAUUCACCCCGCUAGGUAGCAACGCAACUGUGAAUGUCAUCAUCACAGAUCAGAAUGACAAUGCCCCUGUGGUCUUGUCACCUUUGCCAAGAGAAGGAUCCGCAGCAGAGGACACGAUGCCUAAAACUGCCAAUUCGGGUUACUUGCUUGCAAAAGUAACAGCCAGCGAUGCCGAUUCUGGACAGAACGCCCAAAUUUCCUAUCACAUUCUUCAGCCCACUGAUGAAAGUCUGUUCAUUGUGGCUCCUGAAACAGGGGAAAUUUGGACUAUUCGCCUCUUGGAGCAGAAAGAUCCACUCAGGCAAAAAAUCGUGAUUCUGGUGAAAGACGGUGGAACCCCAUCCCUUUCAUCUACAGUCACCAUCAAUGUAUCAGUGCUGCAUGGUGACACCGAAAAUGCAUCCAGUAUCGGUUUGUUAUGGACAUCUGGGCCAUGGAAGUCAGAUCUAAACUUUUGUUUAAUCAUUUCGUUCGGCAUAACUUCGUUCAUCUUGCUUUUGGCUAUUGUAAUACUCAGUAUUAAGGUUCACAGAGGCGGAAGGAAAAUUAAUAGUUGUUGCUGGAACGUGACGUACUUUUCCAGAAGGGGUUCGUUACGUGGAAUUCAGAAGGUUAGGGUGAAUCUUCAGGUACCACUAGGUUAUACGGAUGCAUACGAAAGCGAUUCCUUCCCACAAUCAUUUCUCUAUGAAGUGGGCCCUGAUUCAGCUAUGAGUGAUUUCAUAAAGUUACAUGGCUCGUCCGCACCAAUAAUUUAUAUCAGAACUGGAACCUGUGUGGCUGCAGAACACAGAAACGCAUCAAAACCUGCGAACAAAGAAACCACUACAAUUCAGGAGAGUGUGGAAAAUGACAGUAAGACCUUUGUGUUUAAUGAGUUGAGUGACAAGGAACCAAUGCAAGUCGUUGACGACAGAAGCCAUGAACAACAGGAGGCUAAACAUGCGAAAAUUUGCAGAAGAAAAAGGAUGCUGAAAUGUAGCUGGAGAUCCAGCACCACUCCCAUUACACCAAACACUAAGCAGUACCGAAGAAACGAGCAACAAUCAGCUCCCUGCUUACAUAGACAAAACAAGGCUCGAGAAGAUUUGUAUCAGGAGACAAAACGAAGAGUUAGCACUGUUGUACGCAAGUUACAACUUUUCACCUGGAUAACCCAGCAAACAGCGAACAAACUGGCAUUACUGAACUGGUACUGGAGCGACCCCUACCGGGAGCAACGAUCGACUCAUCGGUUACCACCGACGGCGGUUGCUGGAGGAAUUCCCCCAAAUUCGGGACCACCCAUAUUAACAUUACUGUGCUUGGUGCGAAAGACAAAGCCCCAGUUUGCGAAAAAACUUCUUGCGAAAAAAAUCUUCUACCAAACCACCACUGCGGUGGAUAUGGACGAAGGUCCAAAUGGUAAGGUAAUCUAUUCUUUCAGCGGUCACACACCUAUUAGAGUUCGGGAAGUAUAUAGCUUAAAUUGGGUAAACGGAGAAAUAAUAGUAACCGUCAUUGUGGACUUUGAAGAAGCAAUGGUGCAAACUAAUGACGGAAGUACAUUUCCACUUCUAGGAUACUGUGAAGUGUUAAUGAAGGUCACCGGUGUUUUGAUAACUGCUCUAAAAUAG
This is a messenger RNA of Carcharodon carcharias (great white shark), 3234 nucleotides long. Its product is annotated as protocadherin gamma-A11-like. Gene Ontology annotation, biological process: homophilic cell-cell adhesion. Gene Ontology annotation, cellular component: plasma membrane. Gene Ontology annotation, molecular function: calcium ion binding. The record is from RefSeq and is a predicted model, not a curated record. The coding region runs from base 1 to 3234 and encodes 1077 amino acids. The transcript is spliced from 4 exons. NCBI's taxonomy places the organism in Eukaryota, Metazoa, Chordata, Chondrichthyes, Lamniformes, Lamnidae.